AUGCCCUCCCGCCGAGGACCGCCACCCAUCUCAGUUCGUUUGCCCGUCGGCAAUGCGCAACCCGAACUUCCUCCCAUUUCCGCCCUGUUCCUCAUCGACUUCGAUGUAAAGGCCGGAUACACGAUUGUUUGGAAGCAAUCUGCUCCUGGAAUCGAGCUCGAGGGUUUGGUCGAGUACAAAAGUCUGCCUUCCGGCCUGCACACGGUACCAGACGACUUGAUCUACUUUGUUCACGAUGGUGAACACGCCGGACUGAGCGCAUUCGUCAACACGCCGUGCGACGAGGAGGAGGCGCGCCAUGCGCGUAUGAUCGCAGUCGGCGUCCUGGUGCCUUUGAGCUACGGCCGGCUGGGCCGGGCCUGGAGGCACGCCGAGGGCUUGAAGGAUAUUGCAGCAAAACUCGCCGAAGAUCGCAAGAACACUGCAGUUCUUGAUGAAUACUGGAAGAACUACAAGGCCAAAGAAGGAGAUGAGCAGGACCGCCCGCCUCUGGAUUCUCCUUCCAUCAGUUUCAGUGCCCAAGCUGCCCAGCCCAAGAAAUCGAAUCACAACAGAAACCGGUCCGCGUCCGAUGGAGCGGCUCUCGGACAGCCGGGUCAUCGACUCUCUCCGUAUCACCCUGCUUGGAGUUUGACAGACUUGCUAGACACCUUUGGGCCCCUCAUCUUCCCCAUUCACAGGGCCGCAUUGCUUCGCAAACGCAUCUUGAUAUCCUGCCACGCGCCAGUGCGUGAAAUCUGUAACUUUGUGUAUAAUAUUUCGGUUCUUUCCAAUAUCCCCCAGACGGUCGCGGAGCUGCUAGCUCCGUCAUCAUCAUCACAGCGUCUCAGGCCCUUGUUCACAAUCGGCGUCCAUGAUAUCCCGUUCCUAAUGGAAGACUUCGAAGCUUCUAAACGCCAUAAAGACGACAGCAACGACGGUAUCGCAGAUGAAUCGGGAAGUGGGUGGAUUGCUUGCACAACUGACAGCAUCCUGGCCAUGAAGGACACCCUUUGGGACAUGCUCAUCACCAUGCCCCCGCCUUACGCACCGAAUUCCAAGGAAAAGGUCUGGCCGACGGUUGAGUGCCCUCGUGGAGUGCCUGUCAAAGCGACACAGCGUGAUCUGCGUCGAUUCCGUGCCUUGAAGAGCGGUCUUGCUAGGCUGACGGCUACAACGCCGAGGCCGAGAACGGCCGAAAGCCCACGAUCCGAGACCUCGACGAGUUUCAAGCUCACGACUGGUGCCUUCCCCGCCUCUAACCUGGAAUCGGACGAGGCUCUGGACAAGAUCGUUGAGCCGUUGAGCUGGUCUGCUCUAGCCUACAAUGGCUUUAUGUGGUGGGCAAGUGCUGGAGAGCAGGCCCGGAGCGAAGAACAAGAGGAGACGGCCCAUGAUAAUGCACUGUUGGCAGAUCUGGGUUUUGCUCCUCACACCCCGAGCAUGACGAUGCCAGGUCCGAAGAAACGAUCAAGCUCUGGCGGCAUGAGGGAUUCGAUCGGAUCCAUCGCGUCACGGCAAUCUGUCGGACCUGACGAUGAUGAGGCUAGAACUGAGCUAGCCGUCAUUGCCUACUUUCACCGCUUGACGGCGCAAAUGUUCACAGUUAUGUCUGACCUUGUUGAGAGCUCCGACGACCGCUAUGAAGAUGACGAUGACGAUGAGGAGGCGGAGGACACUCCGCUGAGGCCUGACAGCGAAUCCGAUCUGCGUCCAGUGCGAGUUGAGAGUCAUGCGCUCGAGAGCAUGGGGCUUGACGUCUGGAACGCGCACGACGCCGAGUUCGUCAAGGAGCUCAUGGCCAAGUACUUUGACCGCAAGCCCUACAUCGAGGGCAAAGGAAUCGAGAACGCCGUUGAGGCGGCGUUCAACCCCACCAGCGACCAGAAUCUCAAGCAGCAAGCCUACGACUAUCUGAACCAGUUGCGAGUCGAUCCUCAGGCCUGGCAGGUCUGCACUACCCUCUUCGCCCGAACCCCGAGACCCUCCGAAGUCGUCCGUCUGUUCUGCCUCGAGGUCGUCAACUAUGCCGUCCAUACCCAAGGCCUCGACCGCCAGAGCCUCUCAUGGCUGAAGGAUAUCCUCCUCGACUACGUCCGGAACAUGUACGGCAGCUCCCAGCAGGACGAGAUCGACCCGGCACACUUGCAGAACAAAUUGUCGCAGACUCUCACCUACUUAUUUGUCUUUUUGUACAACGAUGGCUGGGACUCCUUCAUCGACGACUUCUUGGCCGUCGCCAGCAGCACAAACAACACCGCUGGUGUCGUCCUCUACCUGCGAAUCCUCGGCUCGAUCCACGACGAGAUUGCCGACAUGCUGUUGACGCGGAACAGUAGCGAUGCGAAGCGCAACACCGACUUGAAAGACCAGUUGCGCGCGCGUGACGUCCAAAAGGUCGCUCAGUCCUGGAAAGACCUGCUGGCUCAAUACUCGGAGCAGAAUGACCACAUUGUAGAAAUGAUUCUAAAGGUCAUCGGCAAGUGGAUUAGCUGGAUGGACAUCUCCUUGAUUGUCAACCAGGAAAUGCUCAACCUUUUGCUCCCCGUCGUUGGACGGACAAACCACUCGGGCAAGGAAGACAAGGUCAGGGAUGCUGCUAUCGACACCCUCACCGAGAUUGUGGGCAAGAAGAUGAAGGGGCCAGAAAAGAUGGAGCUUAUCUCCUUCCUGAACCUGCGUAGUAUUGUCGCCCAGCUGAUCGCCAGUGCGCCUUUGAGCGAUCUCAAGUCCACCCCGCAGUACGACACCGAUCUCGCGGAAGCUGUCGCCAAGUUGGUGAACACCGUCCUGGCCGACAUUGUGCGAGCUUUGGAGGACGGACAAGCCAGUGAAGAUACCCGCUCAAAGGCUGAGCAGCAUCUUCACGAGUUCCUCCCGUUCCUCCUGCGUUUCUUCUCCGACGAAUACGACGAGGUCUGCUCAACAGUCAUUCCGUCUCUCACGGACCUCCUCACCCUGUUGCGAAAGGUCGGCAAUCUGCCUCCUUCCUACAAGGAGAUGCUGCCUCCCAUUCUCAACGCCAUUAUCCUGAAGAUGCGCUACGACGAGACCUCCAACUGGGGCGAUGAGGACGAACAAACGGAUGAAGCAGAAUUCCAGGAGCUCCGCAAACGGUUGCAAGUCCUUCAGAAGACUGUCGCAGCAGUGGACCAAGAAUUGUACAUCGAUGUACUAAGCAACCUUGUUUCGCAAACUUUCGGCACACUCGAUCAGCAAGGCUCGCAGAUGGACUGGAGGGACCUCGACCUAGCACUUCACGAGAUGUACUUGUUCGGUGAAUUGGCGCUGCCGAAUCAGGGUUUGGGCGCAAAGAGCCAGCCGAACAACACGGCAACAGAAAGAUUGACCAUCAUGGUGACGAAGAUGGUCUCGUCUGGAAUUGCCGAGUUCCCUCACCCCGCCAUUCUGCUUCAGUACAUGGAGAUUUGUGUCCGAUACUGGCAAGUAUUUGAUGCUCGGCAAGAGUACAUCCCUCAAGUCCUCGGGAACUUCGUACAACUGGUACACCAUGACCAUGUUCGUAUCAAGACACGGUCAUGGUACCUUUUCCAGAGAUUUGUCAAGUUCCUCAGGGCCCAGGUCGGCAACGUUGCCGAGACCGUCAUCGGGUCCAUCGGUGAUCUCCUCCCUAUCAAGGCGGAGGUCUCUGAGAACAACGGAGACGAUGACAUGUCUUCGGACGAGUCCGACCACUCUGCGGAUGCCUUGUUCAACAGCCAGCUUUUCCUGUUCGAGGCCAUUGGCUGCAUUGCUUCGACCGGAAGCACCCCAGCAGACAAGCAGGCCUACUAUGCUCGGCUGGUGAUGUCUCCUUUGUUCAGUGACAUGGAAGCCCACCUGCCCAAGGCGAAGGCUGGAGAUGCUCAAGCCAUCCUCCAAAUCCACCACAUCAUUCUGGCUCUCGGCACCCUGGCUCACGGCUUCUCGGACUGGACCCCGGGUAGCACCUCUACCCAACAACGCCCUCCCCCGGACAAGCUCGUGUCCGAUGAGUUCUCGAGAGCCGCCGAAGCUAUUCUGAUCGCACUCAGGGAACUUAAUAGCUCUGCUGAUAUUCGCACCGCGUGUCGUGCUUCGUUUUCCAAGUUGCUUGGCGUUCUUGGGUCUGCUGUUUUGCCCCAGCUUCCUCAGUGGAUCGAAGGGUUCCUGUCUCAGAGUUCUUCCAAAGACGAGAUGGCCAUGUUCUUGCGGCUACUGGACCAGAUCGUCUUUGGCUUCAAGGCCGAAAUCUUUAAUGUCUUGAAUUUGCUGCUUACCCCCUUGCUGCAGAGAAUCUUCGCCGGUCUGGGUGAGCCGGUGACGGGUACGGAUGACGAGAUCCAGCUUGGGGAGCUGCGUCGGGAGUACUUGUCCUUCCUGUUGGUGAUUCUGAACAACGAGCUCCAAUCAGUCUUCAUCAGCGAGGCCAACCAGGCCUUCUUCGAGUCGAUGAUCACUUCCAUCCUCACGCUGGGACGUACUCUGGUGGCCGAAAAUAUCGGCCCGAGCCGCCUCGCCUUCAGUGUGCUGUCGCGAAUGGUUGUCGUUUGGGGUGGUCCCGACGUCGCCAAGAUCUCCGAGAACCCCUCGCCCCCGAGCGGCUCCGCCAACCCGUCCAUUCCGGGCUUCGACCGCUUCAUGAUCGACCGGUUCCACCCGCUCUGCUGGGAGGUUUUCCAGGACCCCAACUUCAGACCUCACAACGACGCCCAGAGCAAGCAGGUCCUCAAUGAAAUCGCCGGCCUCGAGCAGGCCAUCUACGUCAAGACGGGAGACAUGUUCAUCCAGCACCUCCAGUCUCAGCUGUUCCCGCACCUGGGAAUCGACGGAUCCGAGUUCCUGCGGUCCAUGUCGACGUCGGUGGACAGGAAGGGGUUCUCUAGUUAUUUGCAAGGGCUUUUGAAGAGCCGGAGAUAG
Colletotrichum karsti is the source of this 4878-nucleotide messenger RNA. Its product is annotated as tRNA exportin. Gene Ontology annotation, biological process: tRNA re-export from nucleus. The coding region runs from base 1 to 4878 and encodes 1625 amino acids. The transcript is spliced from 5 exons. Lineage: Eukaryota; Fungi; Ascomycota; Sordariomycetes; Glomerellales; Glomerellaceae. The record is from RefSeq and is a predicted model, not a curated record. Gene Ontology annotation, cellular component: cytoplasm; nuclear pore; nuclear matrix. Gene Ontology annotation, molecular function: small GTPase binding; tRNA binding.